CUUGAAACGAUUUUGAUGGACUAUGAGAGCUAUUAUUUUGUAAAAUUUCAGAAGUACCCUAAAAUCAUCAAAAAGGCGUCAGAUCCAGCAGAAAAUAAUUUAUCACCAAGAAGUGGAGGGAAGGCCAGAAGGGCUAUGAAUGACUCCUAUCAAAACCUUCCCAAGAUCAACCAGCAGCGACCUGGGUCCAAGCCCGUGACGGGGAAGGCGGGGGACCCUAAACGCCCCCAAAAGGAGCAUCCGAAAGAGGAGGGUGUCAACAACACGCCAGUGGAGAGUGCAGACUUCGGCUUGUCUGUGUCAGGAAUCAGCAAGGGUGCCCGUGAGGAAACUAGCCGAGGACACAGGGGACAAAUCAUUGACUUCAGGGCGCUGCUCACAGACGCCAUCAAAGGAGCAAGCAGUGAACUUGACCUGAACAGCUUCAACUAUAACCCUGACCCCUCGGAGCGGCUGCUGAAGCCUCUGAGUGCAUUUAUUGGCAUGAACAGUGAGAUGCGAGAACUGGCAGCCGUGGUGAGCCGGGACAUUUAUCUCCAUAAUCCAAACAUAAAGUGGAAUGACAUUAUUGGACUCAGUGCCGCCAAGCAGUUAGUCAAAGAAGCCGUUGUGUAUCCUAUAAGGUACCCCCAGCUCUUCACAGGGAUUCUCUACCCUUGGAAAGGACUGCUGCUCUACGGCCCUCCAGGUACAGGAAAGACUCUACUGGCCAAAGCAGUGGCCACCGAGUGCAAGACCACCUUCUUUAACAUUUCUGCCUCCACCAUUGUCAGCAAGUGGAGAGGGGACUCAGAAAAACUUGUUCGGGUGUUAUUUGAACUCGCCCGCUACCAUGCCCCCUCCACCAUCUUCCUGGACGAGCUGGAGUCGGUGAUGAGCCAGAGGGGCACCGCUCCCGGGGGCGAGCAUGAAGGGAGCCUGCGGAUGAAGACUGAGCUGCUGGUGCAGAUGGACGGGCUGGCUCGCUCGGAAGACCUGGUGUUUGUCUUGGCAGCCUCCAACCUGCCAUGGGAGCUGGACUGUGCCAUGUUGCGCCGGCUGGAGAAGCGGAUCCUGGUGGACCUGCCCAGCCCUGAGGCCCGGCAGGCCAUGAUCCAUCACUGGCUGCCGCCCGUCAGCAACGGCAGUGCCCUGGAGCUGCGCACUGAGCUCGACUACGACCUGCUGGCCCGGGAGACUGAGGGCUACUCAGGCUCAGACAUUAAGCUAGUCUGCAGGGAGGCAGCCAUGCGCCCCGUGCGGAAGAUCUUCGACGCCCUGGAAAAUCAGCAAUCAGAGAGCAGCCAUUUGCUUGGGAUCCGGCUGGACACAGUGACCACUGCCGACUUCUUGGACGUGCUGGCCCAUAGCAAGCCUUCAGCAAAGAAUCUGAUUCAGAAGUACCUCGCCUGGCAAAAAGAGUUUGAGUCCGUGUAAUAUUGUCGCAGCCCC
Messenger RNA from Sorex fumeus (smoky shrew), 1431 nucleotides. It is a transcript of the gene KATNAL2, whose product is annotated as katanin catalytic subunit A1 like 2. Gene Ontology annotation, molecular function: ATP hydrolysis activity; ATP binding. The transcript has 14 exons. NCBI's taxonomy places the organism in Eukaryota, Metazoa, Chordata, Mammalia, Eulipotyphla, Soricidae. The coding region runs from base 16 to 1416 and encodes 466 amino acids. The record is from RefSeq and is a predicted model, not a curated record.